AGGGCUGGUGGAGGCAGCAGCUUGGUCCUGCUCCAGUGGGUUGUCCAGCCUGUGAUUCCCGUUUCCCCUCAGGCUGCCUCUCAUUAGCAUGGAUCGGGGGAAGGGCAUAAAAGGCUCCAGCUCAUUUUGAGUCUGGAAAAACUUCACUUCAAAAUGACAACCCAAGUGUUCUGGCUCCUCUGCUUUGCCAUUAGAUCAUCUUCUGGAUCCCUGCUCUAUGCUGAGAAACCCGGCCAGGCUCUGAGCAAAGAUGUUUUCAGUGCCGCAGCUGAGGUUCGGGUGAAGGAGCCAGCGCGGGGCACGGGCAGUGCCAGCGGGGAUGCCAGGGAAGGGCGGCUCUCGGGAAUGCCCCCCGGGACGGUGACAAGGAGAAGCUGUGUCAGAGCGAGUGCAGGAAGGAGCGGGAUGAAGGGGAGGCUUUCUGUGCCAGCGAGUUCGCAGCAGUGAAUGGAAUUGUUUAUAACCUGGAGAGCCUGGGCCAUGGGGUGCAGUGGGUCACCCUGCUGGUGGACACUGAUGGACUGUACAGGAUGAGCCGCCUCUAUGUCACCCCUGACGCCGCCUUCUUCCGAGUUCACAUCCUGCUUGUGGAUACUCUGAACUGCAGCAAACCAUGCCCAGACUUUAAACUUGGCAGCCGCUACAUCGUCAUGGGGCACAUCCACCACAAGCGCCGCCAGGUGCCCCCCGAGCUGCUGCCGGCCCUGAGGGGGAGGCUGCGGCCCGGGGACGGCUGGCUCGGCAGCGGCAGCGGCUUCGUGAGGAGAUUCAACAGGAAAAGGGAUCUCAGGGUGAGGGCAGCGCGCUCCAGGUGUCCCUGAGGCUCCGUCCGGGACGGGGGAGCAGCGGGAUCCGCCCUCGGAGCGCCCCCGGCCGCGGGCAGCGCUCCCGCCUGGAGCCUCGGCAAACACCGGGGGCCUCGGGCAGGCACCCCCGGCCAGGCUCGGCGCAGAAUUCGCUCCAGGGAAUGUGAACCGGCCGGGAAUUUGCUCCAGCUGCUUGCAGAGCCACAGGUUAUUGUUGCUUCCCCUGCUGCAGAGUGCCCCGAAUAAUCUGUAGUAACUGUAAUGCAAAAUUCUGGCAGUUUCGUGCUCGGUACACAACAACUGCACUUUGAACCCUUCACCUUGAACACAUUAGAUGAUACCACAGCUUUAUCUACACAGGAUGUUCACUGUGCUUUCACAGUUCUGCCUAAUGCACUUGAUUUCAGAGAAACCAACACCACUGAGUACCAUUUGUAUUAUUUUUGUCUCCUCAACCAUGUCCAUGGUAUUUCUGAAAAUUACACCACUCUUCCAGCAGAGCUGGAUGUUCACACAAAGCAUAGAGUGUAAUAAUUUGAGUAUAUGAACACUGACUGAAAGCAAAUCAAGAACUGCAAAUGCCCAGUUGCAUUUACAAGUGAUGGUGCAGGGAAUGCAAAAUGAGCAUUCAUUUUGUGCACACACUGGGUGUGCCAGGGCACUUUGUCCCAGAGCUGUGCUGAAUGCCAUUCCCCAGGAGAAAUAUUGCCAAGCUUGUACUUGCACAAGAGUAAAGUUACUUUUAAAAUCAAACAGACAAUAUUUUAUUACCUUUAGUGUGCUGAAAUUGAGAUGUUUGUUGUUCCCAGUCAGUAUUCACAAAUAAUAAGUCUGUAAAAGAAACUAAUAAAAUGCUCAUGAGGUUCUGCUUUCA
Zonotrichia albicollis (white-throated sparrow) is the source of this 1680-nucleotide messenger RNA. NCBI's taxonomy places the organism in Eukaryota, Metazoa, Chordata, Aves, Passeriformes, Passerellidae. The record is from RefSeq and is a predicted model, not a curated record.